ACAUCAUCUUAAUAAUAAUAAUCAUACAUCUAUACACGGUCUGUGCUACCCCAGUGCACGGUGUAUCUGCGUGUGGCCGGCAUAAGUAGAAAUCAGGGCUUCCUGGUCGGCGGUGGUAGCGUGCUCUACUGUCCUUUCCUUUCCUCUGGAGAAGAGACAAUAUACUGGCAGCAGAAGACAAUGAGCGGUGGUCUUGCACCCAGUAAAAGUACUGUGUAUGUGUCUAAUCUACCCUUCUCGCUGACCAACAAUGACCUCCAUAGGAUUUUUUCCAAAUAUGGACAAGUAGUCAAAGUUACUAUUUUAAAGGACAAGGAGUCCCGUCGAAGUAAAGGAGUCGCAUUUGUUUUAUACCUAGAUAAAGAGCCUGCACAGAAUUGUGUUAGAGCUCUAAACAACAAACAACUGUUCGGCAGAUUAAUAAAAGCAAGCAUUGCAGUAGACAAUGGCAGAGCAGCUGAAUUCAUCCGGAGGCGUAAUUACACUGACAAGUCCAGAUGUUAUGAAUGCGGGGAUACAGGUCACUUGAGUUAUGCAUGUCCCAAAAAUAUGUUGGGAGAUCGUGAACCUCCACAAAAGAAAGAGAAAAAGAAAAGGAAGAAGACCAUUGAAUUAGAAGAAGUUCCGGAAGAGGAACAGAGUGAAGAGGAAGGCGAAGAUCCUGCUCUUGACAGCCUUAGUCAAGCCAUAGCUUUCCAGCAAGCAAGAAUUGAAGAAGAAAAAUACAAAUUCAGACCGGCUUCAGGAGAAGCCUCUGCAUCCGAUGACUCAAGGCGACCGAGAAUUAAAAAAAGUGCAUAUUUCAGUGAUGAAGAGGAGUUUAGCGACUAAGUGUAUCACUAUAUUUCUAUAUUUCAAUUGUUUUUUGCCCACACAAGGAGAUUAGCCCAGUGCUCACUUUGUAGAUAUAAUUUAGUACUUAAUAAGCAUUUUUGAAAUUGGCUUCCUCUAAUGCGAUUACAUUUUUCCUCAUUACUUUGACAAAUCCAUAACUACAGAUAUUUUAUUUUUAUUGUGAAAUAGGUUCAAUAAUGUUUCUAGCUUAGUAUAAUAUAGCUUUUUGGGUAUUGCCAAAUUGCCACUUUCAUGUAUGUAUGUAUGUAUGUAUGUAUGUAUGUAUGUAUGUUCUGCAGAAUAUUAAAAUUUACUGUUCGAAAGCUCUUUAGUGACCAAAAGUAAUAGCUGAAUAUGAUGGAUUCUUUCUUGUCACUUAAAGGAAACACAUUAAGAGUUCGGGCUGUGGUUGAAGUGUAAUCUGCAUCAGUGACACCAUGUGGUUUUUCAAUCUCCGCAUUCUUAUAAUGAAAAAGCAUCUCUUGACAUACAUCUGUCUACAAUUUACUGGAAGCAGGGAGAAGCAUUAAUAAGCUCUGAAAUAUGAAUAACUCUGUGAGUGGGGGUCAUGUUUAGACCUGGUGACAUGUAUCAGGUUACAGGUGUAAUUGAUAAUGUGAAUGAGCCAUUAAUCUGUUCAUUUUAUUAUUUGGUGUAUGAUUUGGAAAUUGUUUUGAUUUUUGUAUGUGACGGCCAUACUUAUUUGAAAAAGCAUAUUGCCUAUAA
This is a messenger RNA of Pseudophryne corroboree (corroboree frog), 1560 nucleotides long. It is a transcript of the gene ZCRB1, whose product is annotated as zinc finger CCHC-type and RNA binding motif containing 1. Gene Ontology annotation, cellular component: U12-type spliceosomal complex. The record is from RefSeq and is a predicted model, not a curated record. The coding region runs from base 181 to 831 and encodes 216 amino acids. NCBI's taxonomy places the organism in Eukaryota, Metazoa, Chordata, Amphibia, Anura, Myobatrachidae. Gene Ontology annotation, biological process: mRNA splicing, via spliceosome. The transcript is spliced from 8 exons. Gene Ontology annotation, molecular function: RNA binding; zinc ion binding.